AUGUUUUUCCAACAAUCCCACAAUGCGCGUAAUGCGGCGGACGAAGCCGACGAGAACGAAAUCGGCUCGUACUACCUCGAGACCCCACCGUGGGCCCACCCGGGGAAGAAGCGUUUCUCCACGGUCAGUGGCAUGAGCUCUCGUUCCCGUCGGACUACCGUCGGGAGCUCCGGAGGCACCGAUCAGAUGAGCCACUCCCGAUCCGGUAGUUUGGAAUCCACGCCACCACUCCGGGAUGCGAGUAAUAUUCUCCCCAUCGGUCCGGGGUUGUACCUCAGACAGGCUUCGAUGGCCCGUAGCAGUAUGGCGCAAGGCCGGCCCAGUUUCUCUAAACCAACCGGUAACCCCGCCUGGAGGUUCAUAAAGAGAGUCAUGUCCUCAUCCUUCGGUCUAUUCCUCUUCAUUCAAUCCUACCUCUGCAUCGGAGCGUUCUGUUUCAUGUGGAUGGAGGCAGCCAGAGAAGUAGAGCAGUGGAACCUGAUGGAGUCACUGCGGCACAAUUUGUCAGCCGAGUUGAACACUUGCUCGGGAAACGAAACAUGCCAUGUGGAUCUCCUUAAAAUUUGGGAGCAAAAACUUGUGAGGUUCCCGCCAAUUUACUUAGAGAUACAGGAAGGGCGAGUGUGGUCGUGGAUUCACUCUUACUACUGCAGCUUUACCAUCAUAUCAACAAUAGGUUAUGGCAAUGUCACGCCACUGUCGCCCCUCGGACGAAUGUUCGCCAUUUUCUAUGCAGUGAUUGGGAUACCCCUGAUGUUGUUGUUUAUAACCGAUAUAGGAAAUAAGUUCGCCCGCUGGACCAAAAUUGCCGUCAUCGCCUUCCGGAAGGGGAAAUACAUCUUUUGUCAGCGAUGCAAAAGGAGGAAGAAAAAGAAAGGGGAAGACGCUGACUCCAAAGAUUCCAGAUGUGAGGACGAUGAUGCUGAGGAUAAGAACAAUGAAACCUCAGGGAGAGGUACUCCUCAUAUUAGCGAUGUGGUCAAUACGCGGUUCAACAUCCCAGAGGUUCACAUCAACAUUGCAAUGUCAACACUCGACGAGGAGUCGUGUGAGGCUGAUACCACAAGAGGCGAUCGUGAGGUUGAGAUGAGGGGUACCAAGGAUUACGCCAAGUACGGGUUGGGGAGUCUGUACCUCGAGCAACAGCAGCAGGCGAACAGCGAGUACGGAGGUUCGAGUACUGGCUGCUUUAAUGAGGCUCAUCAAGACACUGAACCUCACGGUUCUGAUAAAGAUACACAUUUAAUAGCAACCGCUCCUCAAACCACCGAGGUACCAUUUGGAGGUACUGGCGAUCAAAGUGUUUCAGAAUGUGGGGAAAUAACGAAACCGGGUGUGGAUUUAAACUAUGACGACAGUGUGAGUGCAACGGACGAUGAUGUGUUUGUGUAUCAGAAUCUAUCGCCGGAAGAGGAUGCUGUUUGUCCAAAAAGAACACCAAAAGAUGACACUGCGAUGAGCGGCAGGCAGGGUACGGAGUUUCUAGCAGCGGAGAUUGCCGGUAACCCUGCCGUAGAUUGCGAGGAAAUAACGGUAGUGGUCGAUGAGAGCUUGGAGGAGGAAAACCCCGUAAGGACUGUUGAUAGUAGCGAAACAAUAGUGACACCAGACGGAACAGGGGAAGGUUCGGACGUACAUGAAAUAGUCGUUGACUCAAUGAAAUGUGAGAAAUGUGGCCAGUACUUGCAAAGUGAACAUGUUGUAGACCCAAAUGUCGACAACGGACGGUCGACGGCUGUUGGAAGCAGCAGGAGAAAAAGAAGGAAAGGAAUGGUCGAUAAGAUGCCGAAUACACACGCAGUAUUAUCGAGAAGUAAAUCGAAAUCUUUGGAGGAUAUUUAUUGCCUGAGAAACUCGACCGGGCGUGAGUCGAACCGGCCGUCGGUGAUGAGAGGAGGUACCGACCGGCGCACCUCAGCGCCCGGUGUGGUCAGCUUCCGAGCACAGCCCGUCCGGCAGAACGGUCGCUUGCCAAACCACAUCCAGGAAAGGACUCGUAGCGACUCUAGUGAUCUGGACCACGAACUUCGGCAUACCGACUACGACAGGGAAUACCGAGACCGGGCCGCGACCGAUUCGGGUGUGGCGUCGUCCAGCUCAAACUCCACCGAGUGCUCACCGAAGCGCCAGCCGUACUCAGUCAGUGUUGACGUGGCCGGUGGUGAAACAAUGGACUCGGGUGAUUCCGUCGACGAUGAUGACGUCGUCAGCGACGAUGACGUCAUGGAUUCGGACGAAGAGAAGAAGAUGAGUAGGUUCCGCCAACGCACUGGCGUGACGGACAGACGCAGCACCAUCGGCGAAUUCGCCCGGAUCUCAGAAGCCGAUAUCGCAAUGCUGAGCAUUCCGAUAUGGCUGGCGCUGCUGCUUUUACUCAUCUAUCUCAUAUUUGGCGCGGGGUGUUUUGCCGCCAUGCAAAUGUGGACUUUCCUGGAUGGGUUCUACUACUGUUUCAUCUCCCUCAGCACGAUUGGUUUUGGAGACCUUGUCUUCCUCCCGCAGAACGUCCACGCCGGGUUGGUCUUCUCCUUUCUAUACUCUUUCUUCGGACUCUGUUUCACCUCCAUGUGCAUGAGUCUCAGCUCUUUGGAACUCACGCUUCUGUCCAGGAAAAUAUCUGCAAAGUUUGGGGUGUACAGCGCCAGAGUCCGACUGCGUUCGGUGCGAUGGAAGAGUCGUAGACGGAGGGCUGUCCGCGGCCCGUCCCCAGACCCGAGGUAGCGUUAAUUAUAUUACAGACAUUAUACGGUUACUGUGGACCCCUUAGACUGGUGCCCUGUCUUUCACUCGUUUAACAGACCAAAAUGGUUGUCCAACGCAAUCAUACCAGUCUGAUUACACGUUUACUGUGGACCCGCUAGACUGGUGCCCUGUCUUUCACUGGUCUUACAAACCCAAUGGUUUCCCAACGCAUUCAUACCAGUCUGAUUCAUACACAUUAUACGAACACACACAACAUUGUGUUCCGUACACACUCUGUUGACAUUCCUUUGUUCAACACGUUAAAAACACUGUGUGGUCGUAUGCACGUGGACCUCUUUUGUUUUCAGGUCCCGGUUUCGUAUGCAGCGUUAAAAGCACUUAAGAAUUGUUAACCCCAUAGCAAAUUCAGUGGAGUUAUAACAAUGUUAGCGAUUUGCAUUAAUAUACAAAACUAUCCACCACAAACGAACUUUUUAAAGUUUGUGAACCCUUUUUUCGAAAACGUACGACGUUUUAAAAAGAUAAUGUCCUACAUAAUACGUUUAAUGAUGUUUCAUGUUUAUAUAGAAAAGAAAUUUUAACGAUUGUUUUAUACUCUUUUAAGCCAACGAUGUAUUAUGCCAUUAAUGUAUGUUAUCUGGUGCUGCGGUUCAGUUGUUUUAUUUUACCAAAAUGAUUAACCACAAGUUUAAGUUUUAAUUUUUCACUUUUAAUUGACAUUUAUUUUAAAUUUAAGACCAACGUUUUUCAAUGUUGAUAUUAAGUUUGAGCCGCUGUUUUCAUGUUUAGAGUAAACCAAUUUUGUUUGAAUAUUUUGAACGCUAGGUGGCAGCAGAAUAAGCCCAAGUGUCCAGUGUGUACGUAAGUCUAAAGUCUCAGUGCAUUAGGUAAAUCUGUUGCCACCUAAAGUGUCUAAAACGUCUUCCAUUAAACUGGACAUGAUGGUCUUUGUUUAUGUUUUAAAAUUUCAACCUCGCCUUAAAAACCUCCGAAUUUUCAGUUGGUGAAAAUACAAAAUGGCCGCACCAACCAGACGAGCAUAUUUUAUUUUGUUAGCCGUGUCCGAAUUGGUGCCUAUUUCAAAGAGCUGAUUUUCAAAAAGGAGCUAAAAUUAGGCUAAGCAGAAAAGGGUUAUAGCAAAGUUUACUACAUGUCACACGUCAUGUACAUUUUGAGGCUGCAUGGUUGGUACCCUGCUCGUAUCUGCUUAGCACAGAAAAUAAGCAGUACAUGUACUUUCUAUGCCGCAAUUGGGCAAUGUGCAAUGAAGCAAAUGCUUCAAAAUUUGAUUCUAAAUUUAAGCGGGAACUUUCUUCUAUUCUAAUAAUUUCACAGAUGCCUUAUUCGGGCACGGCUUUCCAUAGAAACAAAAUAACCUUUUCCCACCGUAUUAUUAAAGCAAUACCUUUCGAAAUGUCUAGUUUUUAACCCACCUUUCUUGCCUUCUACGACUCUAACAGUUGGUCUGGGUGGGAAGGGGGCGGGGAUUUCAAGAUGAACAGUUAGACUGAACGGAAUAGGAACAGUCGGGCUCCCUCUGAGGCAUUCACGGAAACACUAUACGAUAAGUCUAUGGACUAUACACGACAACGUACCAAACAUUGGUGAACUAUAUCUUAUAUUAUAUGUUGGUAUCCUAUAUUAUAUUUUAGUAAUAGUACUACAAUGGAGUGUAAUAACAUACAUGUAGUAUUAUCGGGUUUUUAUUAUAAAGAACAAGUUAUAGACACGCACAAACCGCUUGAUUUGAAAGAAAAGUGUCGGUUUUUUGUUUUUAUCAAUUUUUUUUUGAUGUUAUAUACCGUAUGGAGUUUUAAGCAUUAUUUAUUAAUAUUUUAAGUACUUGAUUUUAAUAAUUAAUAUAUAUAUCAUAGUAAAAACUGGGGUGUUCAAAUUUGAGACCAUGGUAUGCAAUGCUUUGCAUCCAUGCAGAGAACAAACCAAUAGACAAACAAAACACUAUUACCACCAAUUAAACAUUUAUACAGUCUGAUAUUGCGCACGUAUCUACCAAAAGGUACCCAACAAAGCGCUAGCAGAAACAGAAACAUUUUAAGACAUGUUUUUUGAAUUAUGAAAUAUGAAUCAAAUUUAUUCAGCAGCUGUUUGAAACACGAGGCAUAUACCUUCCCUUUAAUAGAUGGUUUGCAAUACGCGUCAUCGGCCGCCAUCUUUGAUGUAUUAACAAGGGAACCACAAUUAUGCAUGCAAUAGUAAACCUAUGAAAAUUUGAACUCAAUUGGUCGUCGAAGUUGCGAGCGAAUAACGGAAGAAAAAAAACC
Messenger RNA from Asterias rubens (European starfish), 4985 nucleotides. RefSeq lists its product as uncharacterized. The record is from RefSeq and is a predicted model, not a curated record. Gene Ontology annotation, biological process: stabilization of membrane potential; potassium ion transmembrane transport. Lineage: Eukaryota; Metazoa; Echinodermata; Asteroidea; Forcipulatida; Asteriidae. The coding region runs from base 1 to 2721 and encodes 906 amino acids. Gene Ontology annotation, molecular function: potassium ion leak channel activity. The transcript has 3 exons. Gene Ontology annotation, cellular component: membrane.